UCUCACUAGUUCAUCAGUUCAUGCAUCCAAGACAGUAGUACAUUUGUGUCUCCGCUAAAAAAUGCAGAACGAGGUAUCCACCAAACAAGGAGAAGAACGAUUCCAGGUUAGGAGACUAGAGAUCUCAGACAAGAGCAAAGGUUUCAUAGAGCUCCUGCAACAACUAAGCAUUUGUGAUUCUGUGUCCGACGAGGAGUUCAGAGCACGGUUUCAAGAGCUCAAAUCCCAUGGCGACGAUCAUGUUAUCUGUGUCAUCGAAGAUGAACAAUCCGGGAAGAUCAUCGCUACGGGUAGCGUCUUUGUGGAGAAGAAGUUUCUGCGCAACUGUGGGAAAGUGGGGCACAUUGAGGAUGUGGUCGUCGAUUCUAGUGCUCGAGGGCUGAAAUUGGGGCAGAAGAUUGUUUCCUCUCUCACGGAUCAUGCUCGAUCUGUGGGUUGCUAUAAGGUGAUUCUCGAUUGCAGCAUUGAGAAUAAGGGUUUUUAUGAGAAAUGUGGGUUCCAACAUAAGUCGAUUCAGAUGGCGAGGUAUUUUGAUUAGUGAACGCAACUUCGUUCUUCAAAUUCAGUGUGGCAAAUUUAUUGGAAGUUGGCAGUAAUUUUUUUAUUUGUUUUGACUA
This is a messenger RNA of Telopea speciosissima, 617 nucleotides long. Its product is annotated as glucosamine 6-phosphate N-acetyltransferase-like. The transcript has a single exon. Gene Ontology annotation, molecular function: monosaccharide binding; glucosamine 6-phosphate N-acetyltransferase activity. Gene Ontology annotation, biological process: UDP-N-acetylglucosamine biosynthetic process. Gene Ontology annotation, cellular component: endoplasmic reticulum-Golgi intermediate compartment; Golgi apparatus; endoplasmic reticulum. The coding region runs from base 62 to 538 and encodes 158 amino acids. The record is from RefSeq and is a predicted model, not a curated record. Lineage: Eukaryota; Viridiplantae; Streptophyta; Magnoliopsida; Proteales; Proteaceae.